Messenger RNA from Nicotiana tabacum (common tobacco), 787 nucleotides. The record is from RefSeq and is a predicted model, not a curated record. Lineage: Eukaryota; Viridiplantae; Streptophyta; Magnoliopsida; Solanales; Solanaceae.
AUGACGUCAAAUAUCGCUGAGUCAAUCAAUGCAGCACUAGUUUUAGCAAGGGAAUUGCCAAUAUAUGACUUCCUCGAAGAAGUUAGGAAGAUGUUUGGUCGUUGGAAUUGUAGUAACCGUAAAGAAGCUACUCAGACAUACAAGACGCUUGGGAAAAAAUACCAGGAAAUGCUGGAGUUGAAUGGGACCAUGUGUACCCGUAUGACUGUGGUACCCUCAACUGAAUACUUACAUACUGUUAACGAUGGUGGGAGGAAUUACACAGUCUGCCUGCUCGAGAGAAAAUGUGUUUGUGGGAGAUUCCAAAUUGAUGAAUUGCCAUGCCCACAUGCCUGGGCUGUAUUGAAGAGCAAGUUUUUAAUGCCUGAAGAAUAUUGCUCUAGCUAUUACAAGCCAAGUACAAUUGUAAUGACAUACGAUGUGCCAGUGUACCCGCUACCGGACAAAAAUGACUGGAAUAUACCAGAGCAUGUUGCAGAGGAGGUUGUACUACCACCCAAAUGGAAAAGACCUCCUGGAAGGCCAAAGAAGAAGCGCGACAAAAAUUUAAGUGAAUUGUUGUUGCCGAAAAAUCAACAUUCAUGUAGCAUAUGUGGGCAGGGAGGACAUAACAAGCGAACUUGUAGGAAUGCUCCACGUGAAUACAACAUGUUGAACAUAGUUGAAUAUAGGUUAAUAAUACAGUUUAAUUCAAUUGACUUUGGAGGAAUACACUGUAAUACAGUUGAAUACAAAUCUGGACAGCUGGUUGAAACAGUUGAAUUUAACUGCCAUUGGAUGAAUACAG